CGUAAGUUUCGAGGACCAGCUGAUGUAGCUGCUUAUAUACUUGCCUGUAGUUGCUUUGGUAGCAAAUUUAUCUCUUCUAGAUCAAAUCUAUCUUGACGCCUUGGGGAAAACAGUCGCGGUCUUUAGUAUUUGCUGGAUAAGAUUAAACAAUGUGUGAUUUGAAGAGGAACUGACGUUAGCUUAAGCAGGUCAAUCAGAAAGAGAGAGAGGGGGAGAGCGAUCGAGAGAGAGAGAAAGAGGGGGGAGAGCGAGCUAACGCUAGAGCAGCCGCACUGCUAACAUUGCAGCCUAAUGUGCAUUUAUCUGCUUCCGUAGGCAAUCUUUACUUAUUUAAGCGUUGGUGCAUACUAUUAUGUUUUCGAUGCACCUUCUCGAGUCACCAUAGCUUUAUAUUGUCAGUUGGGAGAGUUUGUAUCAGUGCAGGACGGUGUUUUUUUAUGUUUUUUGUUUUUUUUGGUAAAGGGCUGAGUUAGCUUAGCGGUAGCGCGAGCAGCUUGCGAGCCGAAGUUCCUCAAGCUCCUUUUGCGUUUCGCUUUCAAGAUGCCUGCUAUGUUAGAGAAGGGCACCACCGAGAUGUCGGGUAAAAGAAGAGGCAGAACGUCUGUUAAUAACCCGACGAAAAGUUUUACUUCAAACGGGAACAGUAACAUUUCAUGGGAGGAAGGAAGUUCGGGUUCCUCAAGUGAUGACGAGCAUGGUGCGGGAGGGAUGCGAGUUGGAUCGCAGUAUCAGGCUGUUGUUCCCGAAUAUGAUACCGAAAUAGCAAAGGCAAGCCAUGAGAGAGAGAAUCUGGGUAUGCUGGUGUGGAUUCCAAAUCAGAGCAUAUCAGAGGCCAAAUUGGAUGAGUAUAUUGCAAUAGCCAAAGAAAAACAUGGGUACAAUAUGGAGCAGGCAUUGGGCAUGCUGUUUUGGCAUAAACACAACAUUGAAAAGUCUUUGGCAGAUCUUCCCAACUUCACCCCUUUUCCAGAUGAGUGGACAGUGGAAGACAGGGUGCUGUUUGAACAAGGUUUCAGCUUUCACGGCAAGACGUUUCACCGAAUCCAGCAGAUGCUACCAGACAAGUCUAUUGCAAGCCUGGUUAGGUUCUAUUACUCGUGGAAGAAAACACGCAGCAAAACGAGUGUGAUGGACCGUCACGCCCGCAAACAAAAGAGAGACAGAGAAGAGAGUGAUAAUGAAGCAGAAGAAAACAAUUGCAAUUCCCCAAGGGAUACUGAAGUUGAGCCAAAUAAGGAAGAGAAGAAAGAGGGAACAUCUGGAGUUGAAAAGCAAGAAUCAAAACCAGCAGUUGUGCAGAAGCCAGCAAACACUGCAGAAAAAUCAAUGCAUAUUAAAAAGGAAGCACAGGGACUUGCUGGGAGGAACCUACACAGGGCAAAGAAGAAACCUCCCAAAGGAAUGCAUUUAAACUCCAGUGAUGUGACUGCCGUCUCCAGCAGCAGCCCAGCUGCAGUUAGCCUUCUGAGACAGCUAGAUAUGGAGCUCAUCGGCAUUAAACGACAGAUUCAGAGCAUCAAACAGUACAAUAGUGCCCUGAGAGACAAGCUAGAAACAGGCGUAGAUGAGCUUAGGCCAUCUGAGGCUUCUCAGAAAUUUAAUACACGCUGGACCACAGAAGAGCAGCUGCUUGCAGUACAAGCUAUAAGGAAGUAUGGGCAGGAUUUCCAAGCCAUUUCUGAUGUGAUUGGCAACAAGUCUGUGGUUCAAGUGAAAAACUUCUUUGUCAAUUACCGUCGACGUUUUAACCUGGAUGAGGUGCUGCAGGAGUGGGAGGCUGAGCACGGUGUCGAAGGAAGAGAGGAAGAAAAGAUGGAGGUGUCUUCGGAGGAGGGGAACACCCCUGGGUCUGCAGAAAAUCAGACAGAGGAACCAACGACAAUGGAAACGCAGAACCCUUCAGCUUCCUGACUUCUCAACCACUGGUCAGAUGAGGUCAAUUCAGUAGAUAUUGCAGCUGUGCAUAAGGGGCAUUAAGGCUUAAGAAGCCUUAAGUGUAGCCUCUUCUUAAUGGACAUUCCUCUUCACACCAAAUCCCACCACCCAGCUGAACCCAGGACUCAAUCAGAUGCUACCGAAUGGGAGUGCAAACACAAGCAACUGAAAGGAACCAGGACUAUCUUCCUUGUUUAUUGCCACUGCCAACAGAAGUAGAGUCCAUGACUCUACCAGUCUGGUGCUCCAAAAAUCAUGUUUAGUUAGCCUUCUCCACAUAGGGUAAAUGAAACUUAUAGUCUGUCAAAUGGGAGAAAGAGACAGUCUCCCAUCCAAUCAUAAUUGGUUAUUGAAUUGUGCUCCUGAAAUAUUUGUCAUAAGGAGCUUUUUCAUAUUGUUUCUCAAUGUCACUGACCAUCUCUCUUUUUCUUUUUAUAUUCAUAGGACUCUGACUUGGUCCUAGUCAAACAUCCUUUCCAGUUACCUUUUUGUUACUGUAGUAUAUCUUCUAGUUAUAUGAUUUGUUCUUUGAAGUAGAACUUUUGGGAGGUUUGGUGAUCUCUGGUUGGAUUAUGUUAAAAUAUUUAUUUGCAUAAAUUAUGAGAACUGCACUGUAUCGAUACACAUAAAAUGCCAGUGUAGAUUAAAUUCGAAAUUGUUUUAAUGUACAUUUUUAUAUUCAUUUUAAGAAUGAGAUAGUUUGCAGCUCUUAUAUAUUAUUCAAGUGAAUUGGUCUAGUAUUCGUCGGAAUAUACGUAUGUUUAAUCACGGUGCAUUUUAAUUGAAAUUCACUGUCUCUAAAGGUUUCUUGGCUGAGGCCUUUGACUAAAAAGAGGCAAGUGUAGUUAUGGAAUGGGAAUUGUAUUUGAAGUAUGUUUGUUCUUGCUUGGAUAUUAAAGAUAUUAUUUAAAACUGUUAUUAUGCAUGAAGAGUUUCUUGACACAGCCUCAGUGCCAAGGUUAUGCUUUUCACCUUUUUAGGGUAUCUAAACUAAAAUAGGAAUUGCCAUGAAUAGUUAUUAAGAAUUUCAAGAUGUGGGAGCACAUCUACAUUUUAUUCAAUUUCACACUUGUAGAUAUUUUUAUACAUCCAAAGUUAACAAGGUGUUUGGAGGGGAAAAAGUACAUGAGUUCUAUUGUUUUUAAUUUGAAAACUAUUUAAAAUGUGUGCACAUCUCACCUGUUUCUACCAACUUUUCCCCUGUAAUAACUGUACUGGUACCAUACAUGUGUGAACUUCUUUUAAGCUUAUGUGUGCUGAUAAUAUGUAAAUGGUUGAGGUCAAAUUGUGUGUGUCUGCGUGUGUGGGUGCGAUCUAAUGUGGCCAUAGACUUCGCCUGUAUGUGUAAUCCGUUUGUCACACAUUAGUCAUAAUAAACUUAAGGGAUAUAUACA
This is a messenger RNA of Xyrauchen texanus (razorback sucker), 3329 nucleotides long. Its product is annotated as REST corepressor 1-like. Gene Ontology annotation, molecular function: transcription corepressor activity. Gene Ontology annotation, cellular component: histone deacetylase complex; transcription regulator complex. Bases 541 to 1911 code for a protein of 456 amino acids. Gene Ontology annotation, biological process: regulation of transcription by RNA polymerase II; negative regulation of DNA-templated transcription. The record is from RefSeq and is a predicted model, not a curated record. The transcript has 13 exons. Lineage: Eukaryota; Metazoa; Chordata; Actinopteri; Cypriniformes; Catostomidae.